GCCAAUGAGGGAGGAGCGCUGCAGAUCUCCGAGGACCCGGAGAAGCACUUUAGACAACUUCAACAACACACGUGUUGUGUUAUUUUUAAACGCACUUUCGUUUUUUUAAGUCUAACUUGUGGAAAAAAAUACGAACUACUUUGGGAACCAGGAUCGGCCCACACCCAGGGUCCCGCAGCGCUUAGGUUACGCACUGAUCUGAGGACCUUUGUUACGCGUCGAGUCCAGCGCGUUAGGUCAUCUUUUUAAGGCUCAGUUUGCGGGUUUCCAUUUAUUUUAUUUACAUCAGAAGACUGUUAUCGAGCCUGGCCUUUUGUCAUUAGGCUGAGGGGUAAGACCUUCCACUGGCCAAGGGCACACCGGCUCCAAAACAGACUUUUAUUAAGUUUAGGAAAACUUUUUCAAAGGGAAAUUGGAGUUCAAAAGGCUUGUGUGAAGGUCCCCCAGUCCGAAUUAUCUUUCGGUCGGGAGAGGGGAGAUGUUGAUGGAUUUAUCAAGUGGGACCCGCAACGAUGGACGUUGUAGAUGAAACUGAAGCGUUACAAAGAUUCUUUGAAGGUCAUGAUAUUACCUGCUCUCUGGAGCCAAGCAACAUCGACACCAGUAUCCUGGAGGAGUACAUCAGCAAGGAGGACGAUAGCACUGACAUUUGUUUUUCCGAGGUCCACAGCGGCCCAGUACCGAACUACUCAUCUCCCCAGGCAUCAGGGUCCUCCUCUGGAGGGUUAGCUUGUGGCGUGAGUCCCCCCAUCCCGUUACGGCAGGGAGUGCCUCCACCUGGCCCGCCCCCCAACUGCCAGGGCCCCUACCCCCCAGGGCCCUCCCUGGGCCUCCUCCGACACAACUACCCCUGCCUGGGACCACAGCAGCCGCCAGCGCACAUCAAGCCUGAACACAGAGGCCACUACGCUCCAGGGACACUACCUGAGUCCCCUCCAGACUCCAGCUCAGAGCCUUACUCUCCCCAGCAGGUGAAUGAUCCUCAUAUGCUCAGGACCAUGACACCAGAGAACAUGUGUCACAUGACUCCCCCGCCACCUCUGCCGUCACACGGCCACUAUCCCAGCAUGCACCGGGACAUGUACCUGAAACCCGAACCCAUAAUCACCCAGUACCCUAUCGGCCCGGUCGCCGGGGGCAACGGAGACCUGCAGCAGACUCAGAUGCUGCAUCAGCUGCUUCAGCAUCCGCAGGGCCAAGACGGGGUUGCUGCCCACCCGGCCAAGAAGAGGAAACACUCCGACUCGCCCAACAGCACGCUCAAUGCUCAAAUCCUCACAGGUAUCAUCAAGCAAGAACCAGGGAUAAUGCAGGAUGCAGAGAACACCUACCUGGACCCUAACUACCAGUGCAUUAAGUGGCAGCCGCACCAGCAGAAUAAGUGGACGCCCCUAUACGACGCCAAUUGCAAAGAGUUGCCGAUGCCCACCUAUCGCGUGGACGCAGACAAAGGCUUCAACUUCUCCCUGGCCGACGACGCCUUCGUGUGCCAGAAGAAGAACCACUUCCAGGUCACUGUCUACAUCGGCAUGCUGGGGGAUCCCAAGUACAUCAAGACCAGCGAGGGCCUGCAGCCCAUCGACUGCUUCUACCUGAAGCUCAACGGAGUGAAGUUGGAGGCCAUGAACCAGUCCAUCAGCGUGGAGCAGUCCCAGUCUGAUCGAAGCAAGCGGCCCUUCAAACCAGUGUUGGUGACCCUGCCUCCGGAGCAGGUUACCAAGGUGACGGUGGGGCGGCUGCACUUCAGUGAGACCACGGCCAAUAACAUGAGGAAGAAGGGCAAGCCCAACCCCGACCAGAGGUACUUCAUGCUGGUGGUGGCGCUGCAGGCCCAGUCCCACAGCCAGAGCUACACGGUGGCAGCACAGGUGUCCGAGAGGAUCAUCGUCAGGGCCUCAAACCCGGGUCAGUUUGAGAGCGACAGCGAGGUGCUAUGGCAACGCGGUCAGAUGCCCGACUCGGUCUACCACCACGGCCGGGUGGGCAUCAACACGGACAGGCCUGACGAAGCCCUGGUCGUCCACGGCAACAUCAAGGUCAUGGGGUCACUGGUGCACCCCUCUGAUAUCAGGGCCAAGGAGAACGUCCAGGAGGUGGACACGACAGACAACCUGAAACGGAUCUCUCAGAUGAGGCUGGUGCAAUUCCAAUACAAGCCAGAGUUUGCGGCCACUGUGGGCAUAGACACCACUAAGCAGACUGGAGUCAUCGCCCAGGAGGUUCAGAAGAUCUUACCCGAGGCGGUGAAGGAGGCGGGGGAUGUGGUGUGCACCAACGGAGAAACCAUUCCAAAGAUAUUGAUGGUUAAUAAGGAGCGUAUCUUCAUGGAGAACGUGGGGGCGGUGAAGGAGCUGUGCAAGCUGACGGACAACCUGGAGACCCGCAUCGACGAGCUGGAGCGCUGGAGCCGCAAGUUGGCCAAGCUGCGGCGCCUGGACAGCAUGAAGAGCACCGUGAGCGGGGGCACCAUCAGCCAAUCAAGUAGCUACUUUAGCAGGAACGGCAGCGGGCCUCUGAAGAAGAAGCCGGUCAAACCCGGGACCAAGACCCCACCCCCAGAUCCGGGCUGCAUCAGCCAGAAAAUCAUGCAGGGCACCAUCCUGGCUCUGGUCGUGGUCAUGGCCUUCAGUGUUAUUUCCAUGUCCGUGCUGUACGUCCUCACUCUCCACCACAAAGGAGCCGUCAGUGAGAAGGAUGGGUCCAGAGCUCCAGUGGGCUCCUCUCGUAGAGGUUCCUUCACAUCCCAGCCCUCCACCGCUUCACCAGAGGCCUGCUGUUCUACCACAGCACUGAACAACCAAUCGUCUACCGUUCUCCCGCUCCGAGGAAACCAGUCCCUGAUAGACGCAGGUGGCCCGCUCCCCACAGCCGGCACCAUGACCAAGAAGGCCAAGUCCAGACCCAUGGACAAGGACGGCCGCAACAAGAACCGCCUCAGCCACACCUCCACACCUCUGUACUUCGCCAAGUCCCGUCGACCGCUCCCUUCUGACCAGGAGGAGACGGGAGAUCCCAACCGGGUCCCGGGGGGGCUGCCGUCACCACGCAGACAGCGGAGCAUACACACACAGGGGGAAAGGCUAGCGCCCUCUCUGACUGGCCUGCACAUCCUGGAGACCGGCCAGCAGAUCACGACCCGGAGUUGCCCAACACCAGAGAGCUGCAGCUACACCAUAUCUCUCCACGGGAAGAGGAACUCCUCCAUGUCACAGAUUACUUUGCACAUGACGUCCAACCAAAGCGUGUGGGUUCAGCAGUGUGGGUACGCCAGGGGCCAGCUGUGUCCGGACCACAAUGAGACACGGCUCUACACUGGAAAGAGUGCCUCUACAAGGGGGAUCCUGCACCUGAGAUCAGUACCGGCUCUACCGUCCCAGGAUGUCAUCCAUCACUUCCGUGUCACUCUGUCGAGUGACGUAGGCUGUUCCAGCAAGGAGGAAAACAAAACAACUGCCUUAUACUCAGACUACUAUUUCCUAAUUCAAAGCAGCUGUCAAUAAGACACUGAAGGAUCUGGUCAAGUGCCUUGUAACAGCAAGCCAAGACUUCACUUAUUCAGCUAGUAGUUAUACUUGGUCCUGUUGGUAUUGUGUAUUUGACACAUUCAAUCUUGAUUUAGCAGGAAAGAGGCUGGUACUGAGACAAGCUAUCUACCACUGUUCAUUUUUAUUGAUGAUUUUUGAAGUGCUGUAGAGAUCACGUUAGAGAACACUGGUUAAUGUUUUUAUUUUGUUUUAAAAUAAAUGUAUUUUGUCACUGAAUAUAUCAUUGUUGGAUUCAGUAAAAAGCCAUUUGAAGAUGACAACUCUUCAUUUCUUUACAGCGAAUUAUUAUUGUUUGAAAAGUAUAACGUCAAAAUUAACAAAAAUAACUGUGCAACUCAUUUUUGUAUCACUGUUUAGCAAUGUACAGCUUACAGUUCAAAAAGCAAGAGUGGACCAGAAAUAACGAUGCUAGGUCUAUUUUAGUACUCUAUUUUCUACUAUUCUGUAUGUAUUAAACAAAUGUGACUUAUGCCUUAAAACAUGAAACAUCCUUAGUUAUAGUUUUAUACACUGGAGCAAAGAUCAUUCGAUUCUGUACAUUCAUGAAUAAAUAAUGGCCCAUUCACAUUUUAAAUAUACCUCAAAAGUUCACACUGGCAUGUUAAAGGUCUACAUAUUAUGGAAAGAGUUGGAGGCCACAGCUAUUACUGGAUAUGUAUUUCUAUAAAACAUACACUGAAUAUGCAGAGAGAAAAUCACGUCUAAGAUUCUGUGGGGAAGAGAAUGGUUUGCUCUCAAACGAUAAAAAACUUUCUAAAUCUUUCCAUGUUUAUUAAACAGACCAUACCAUUCCUCCCUGAAGUUAUUUUCGCUGUGCCCUGAUGCUUGCUCACUUCAUUCAGGGAUGACAUGUAUUAAGCAUUUCUGGAAAUCAAAUAACUGGAAAAGCGCAUAAGAGUUGAAACACUGAAUGUUGCAUCAUCUUCUGCGAAGAAAAGUGUUGUCUAGCAAUGGACAUUUCUCAAAGACACUGGAAUGGCCUAUACUGUAUUGGUUAACUGGAUUUAAUGCAACGAUUGCAACUGGCAUAUCAACAGAGGAGCAUGUUCUAUAAAUUAGUUUCCUGCUCGCUCUUUUCCAUACAUCUUAGCAGAUGUAGCACAGAUAUAAACCAUGUGUUAACUAUGGGUAUUACAUGUGUUAGCCUGUCACCAAACUGAUAUAUUCUUGCUCUGCUCUAUACAUGCUCUGGAUGUUUCAAACUAUUAAUUUGUACCUAUGUUUUACACACACAAAAACAUGCAGAGUGGAAAACCUUUGACUAAUAUUACAGUGUUUGCAUUGUGGUAAUUUAAAAGUUGUACAUUUGUAUAUGUACUUUUGAUUCACUAAAUACUUUUUAGUAUUUUUCCAUAAUAUGUCCAAGGAGAGCAAUAAUAAGUAAGUUGAAUUGUUUGCACUUGAGAACUUUUUAGAACAUGCAUUUUAUUUUAUUGAUAAUUUUGGGAAACGAGGAUGACUAUGACAUUGAAUUUUAAACAUCAAUAUGUAAACAUAUAAGCAGUCAUUUAACUAAUUUUGUGUAUUAUUUGUUAUGCAAACUAUGAAAACAUUGUAUAUUUUUUUCGAUAUGAUUAUACGACUUUAAGGUCCUAUCAAAGCUUAUUUAUAAUGCACAAGCAAGCAUAGUAAACCCAGCUUAGCUCUAUUUGCACUGUAUAUAUGACCUAUAAUUGCUCUUUCCAGUAGAUAUAAACUGGUAUCAAAUAGUCUGAUAGAAUUGCAAUGUUUCAUGUUGUUGUUAUAUUAAUAUCUUAACCUUUUGUAAUGGAAACAAUUUCAUUAUCAAUCAAUGUCUUGUCAACAUAGCAUGAUUUCAAAUUUUGGGGGAUUUCAAGUUAUCUUUUUUCAUAUCUCUUCCUUAAUCUGUUCUCGCUUUCCUUCAUUGUGUUGUUUAACUGUGUUGUUGUUGUUGUUGUUGUUGUUGUUGUUGUUGUUGUUGUUGUUGUUGUUGUUGUUGUUGUCAUUGUUGUCAUUUGCCCACGUGACCCUUAUAUGUGUUUUGACAUAAACAUGCUGUAAUAACACAAACGCAUGCUUUCAAUAAAGAUGUUACAAAA
Messenger RNA from Gadus chalcogrammus (walleye pollock), 5605 nucleotides. RefSeq names its product myelin regulatory factor (gene myrf). Lineage: Eukaryota; Metazoa; Chordata; Actinopteri; Gadiformes; Gadidae. Gene Ontology annotation, cellular component: endoplasmic reticulum membrane; nucleus. Gene Ontology annotation, molecular function: sequence-specific DNA binding; DNA-binding transcription factor activity. The record is from RefSeq and is a predicted model, not a curated record. Gene Ontology annotation, biological process: protein autoprocessing; positive regulation of DNA-templated transcription; central nervous system myelin maintenance.